Molecule: messenger RNA, 1569 nt
Organism: Camelina sativa (false flax)
Lineage: Eukaryota; Viridiplantae; Streptophyta; Magnoliopsida; Brassicales; Brassicaceae
Source: RefSeq, a predicted model, not a curated record
AUGGCUGGUAGGGGUCACGGAGGCAAAUCCGCGGGAGGUGUUAGGGGUCGCGGAGGCACAUCCGCUGGAGGUGUUAGGGUUUACAAUGGUGCGAGGGAACCCAGUUCUGCCGCAGUUAAUCAGGCCUCCAAUGGUGCGAGGGAACCCAGUUCUGCCGCGGUUAAUCACGCCUCGAAUGUUUCCGCCGAGGACACAACAAUCGCCUCCUGCUUCUCAACCACCGCGGGUUGCUUCUCCACCACUGCGGAUUGGUUCUCCCCCACCGCGGGUUGGUUCUCAACCACCGCGGGUUGGUUCUCAACCACCGCGGGUUGGUUCUCAACCACCGCGGAAGAAAACCCUAUUCCUAAUCCGGCCGAACAAGACUACCAAGCUUUGUUAGAUGUUCUGCUAGCUCUUCCAGGCCGACAACAUCUCCCAGUCCUGUCUGUCGAUCCCAUCCCCGGCGUUGAGACUCUAUGGUUUAACAGACACAAAGGAAAAAUUUCUCGGGUGAUCUCUGGAAUAUUUAGAAGGAAAUUUGAUGGUCCUUACUAUAGCUGGAAGGUUACUCCUAGACCCAUUCAAGAGAGAUAUUUCAGGAUAUUUGCGCGGAAGUUCUAUUGGGAUACUGGGAUUACUGAGCUUGUUAGAGAGGGGUUCUUAAAGAUAGCCAAGAAGCGAAUGAAAGGCAUUGUUAGUCAAGCUAAAAGCAGUGGUAAACAACCUGUUUGGAUCACCAGUGCAGAACUGUGGGCUGAGAUGUGUGAUCAUUGGAACGAACCUGAUGUAAUGGAGAGGAGCUCAAAUGCCUCGCAGUGCAGAAACUCCGAUCGUGGUGGUCUUGGAGUCCACAAACACCUUGCCGGUCAGAAAUCAUAUGUGCAAGUUCAUCAAGAAAUGGAAGAAGAGUUGGGCCGUCCGGUAUCAUUUGCUGAAGUGUUCAUGAAGACACAUACUCGAGCUGACGGAUCGUUUGUUGAUCAAAAAGCUAAACAAGUAGCUGAGACUUAUGAGAAAACAUUAGAGGAGAGACUGUGUGAAGUGGACGAUGAUGGUCCAGAAAAUUCAGUGAAUUCUUCUGAACGUUCAACUCAUCGUACUCUCAGCAUUGAUGAAAAGAAUGAUAUCUUUCUUAAGGUAACUCCUUAGUUUCUUUAUUUUGAUGAGUGUGUAUGAUUAUUCUUCAUGAUAACUUUCUAACCUUGAUGUUUCUAACCUUGAUGUUUUUCUUUGUUUUAGUGUACUCAAACAGAUGAGAAGGGAAACCUUUUUGGUCUUGGAUCUCUUGUUGAGACAGUAAGGAAAGGGAAAAGGAAGGAAAGCUAUGCAGAAUCUUCUCAACCAUCACUUCUCGAGCUUCAUGAAGAACUUCGCAAGAAGAUAGCUCAUCUAGAUGCUGAGAAUGCCCGACGUGAGAAGGAGCAUCAAGAGCUUCUCAUCUACGUGAAAGAGAAAGAUCCAGCAUAUGAUACUAUUAUUGCUUCCUUGCGACCAAGAGUACCAGCAACAACACCAGCAACCACACCUGAAGACAACAUACCACCAGCCACCGUGUCAGGUACUCACCAGCCACCAAGUUAGACACAA